AUGCCUUAUCUAUUUACUGGAUAUUCCUUAGAUGAUCUAUACCUAGGGCCAGAUGAUGACAUAGAAUAUGAUUCUGUGUCAUCCGGAUCACCAGAUGUCUUGGCUGCAAUCCCUGAUCAAUCACCUCUGGCUCAAGCUGAUCAUCCAGGUUUUCUCAUCGAUCCAGACUUGUACCUUGGGCCUGAGGGUGAUAUCAUUGAUGUGGAUGAGUUGCCAGAUUCUGCUGAUCCUAAGAUUGAUGUUCCGGCUGCAUCAGAAGCGUCUAUGUCAUUGGAUGACACCUCUAAUGAACUUCAGUCAGAGCAGCUGGAGCUCACUAAUGAAGAUUUACGUUCGAUGGCCUGGGAGUUCUGA
This is a messenger RNA of Suillus subaureus, 354 nucleotides long. RefSeq lists its product as uncharacterized. The transcript has 3 exons. NCBI's taxonomy places the organism in Eukaryota, Fungi, Basidiomycota, Agaricomycetes, Boletales, Suillaceae. The coding region runs from base 1 to 354 and encodes 117 amino acids. The record is from RefSeq and is a predicted model, not a curated record.